Molecule: messenger RNA, 573 nt
Organism: Ilex paraguariensis (yerba mate)
Lineage: Eukaryota; Viridiplantae; Streptophyta; Magnoliopsida; Aquifoliales; Aquifoliaceae
Source: the annotation of a GenBank genome assembly
AUGGCUAUUCAAGUGUUGCAAUGGGGUGGAUUUCGGAUUUGGACUUUAAAAGCCAAAUCAAAACAAGACCACCACCACCACCACCACCACCAUAACAAUCCCCAAACCAUACUAAUCAUUCAAAGUGACGAUGACCAACAUGAAAAUCACUACCAUCCAACCGCCGCCAUCACAAUGAUCUUGACAUCUUGGCUGAAUCGCCGCCGCAUACGGUACUUGUUCCUUGUCCUCUGCUCCCCAGUCCUCCUCCCAUUUUUAUGCAUCACCUUUCCCCUUCUCUGCGCUGCUGAAAUCUGUCUCUUUCUCUGCCGCCGCCGCCAAUUGAAAGCUACGCCGCCUGAAGAUAGUGGCGAAGAUGGGUUGCCCAGCUGUGAGGAAGAUGGUGGGGAUGAAGGAGAAGGGAGAUUGUUGCAGAGAUAUCUUGAAGAUCAAUUGAUUCUUGUUGUUGGGUCUGUGUAUGAUUAUGGCUGUGGGGAUGAAGAUAAUGGGGUAUUGGACGGUCGCGAUGAUGGGGUCCAUGGGGAUAUGGGUGUUGAAUUUUUUGAAAGUAUUAGGACUCCUCUUUUGCAAUGA